CUGCUCCAUGAAGGCCGAGACCACCUCAUCUUUCAAGAAAAAAUACUUCUAUUUCCAGCUAUUCCUGUUCCUGCUUUUGCAACUGUUGUUUACCCUGAGCCUCCUUUCUUAUUGGUACCUGCUCCCUCAGUCCAUGCAGAACUAUUGCCCCCCUAAGCAGGUUGCACCACCCGUCACCCCCGUGUUCAUCAUCCUGCUGUGGACAUGGCCUUUUAAUGACCUCUACUCCCUUCAAGGACUCCGUUGCUUGGGCCCCUGGGUCAGGGAGGCAAACUGCCAAAUCACACUGAACCGCACUUGGUAUGAGCGGGCGCAUGCGGUCAUCAUCCACCACCGGGAAGUGAGUCUCAUGCCCUCCAAGCAACUGCCCCCCGAGCCCCGGCCCACUGGCCAGCGAUGGGUCUGGCUCAGCCUGGAGUCACCCAGCCACUUGGAUAACCUAGCCGCUAUGGAUGGCCUCUUCAACCUGACCAUGACCUAUCGCACUGACUCGGACAUCUUCACCCCUUAUGGCUGGCUCAGACCACGGCAGGAACAGGAGAAUGGCUCCUUAACUCAACCUCCCUUUCCCAAAACCAAGCUGGUGGCCUGGGUGGUGAGUAACUGGAAUGAAGACUCCACACGGGUAAAGUACUUCCGGAGGCUACAGCCUUAUCUGCCUGUGGAUGUCUAUGGGAGAAAUCACCUGCCGUUACCAGUCAAAAAUCAGCAGAGAGUUCUCUCCACGUACAAGUUCUACCUGGCCUUUGAGAACUCUCAGCACCAGGACUACAUCACAGAGAAGCUUUGGCAGAAUGCCCUGAAGUCCUGGGCCGUCCCCGUAGUGUACGGCCCACCGAGGCACAACUACGAGCGCUUCCUGCCGCCCGAUGCCUUUAUCCAUGUGAGUGACUUCAAGAGCCCCUGGGAACUGGCCACCUACCUCAUGAAGCUGGAUGCAGAUGAGAAGCACUACUUGUCAUACUUCCAGUGGCGGAAGCACCUGGAGGUGGUAACAAGGCCUGGCUGGUUCCAGGAAUUCUGCAAGGCAUGCCGGAUCCUCCUGGAGCCCCCCACGUACCGGACCCUGCCAGCACUGUCCAAGUGGUUCUCCUGAGGGGCACCCCUCCUAUCCAGAGUCUUCUAGUGGCGUGAGUGAGCUGAUGUUCAAAAGAGGCGGGAUGGCACACUGCCUUCCUAGAGGCCUCUUCUCCCGCUGGAUAUUUCGAGUGAUGACAUCCUUUAGUAAUGUCCUUCUAGUGGCGAGGUUGGGUCACAUUCCCACUGGUGACCACCACAGUAAUGUCUCCCACUCGCGACCUUCAGAGGCGUCUCCCAAAGGGAUCUUUCCAUCUAUGACAUCUUCCACUGAUGACCUUUGGUGACAUUUGCCUCUCGUGAUCUGCGGCUAUAUCCUACACUCAAGACUUGAAAUUCUCCUCUCCGUGACUCUCAGAAACAUCAAAAGUGACCUUUGCUGUUUCUCACAAGUGACCUUGGCCACCAGUGAUCCCAAGGGAGUUCCAGCGAAACAAGCAGAACCAGGAAUACAUUGUACACAGGAACAGCAAGACAUCUCCAAAUGUCAGUUGGUUAUCUUGAACUGAAUAGAUUGUAGGCGUCUCAAGUUCAACAUGGCCAGAACUGAACUCAUUUUCUUUUCCCCAAAACUCUUCUCUCUUCCUAAUUUCCCUAUUGCUUUUGAGGGUACCAACAGCUUCCCCAGCCUUCCAGGUUCACAGGCUAGGUCUUUCUCCUCUCCUUAUUGGAUCAUUUAGUCAAGUACGUAUUUGCUGAAUCUCUACUGUAUGGCAGUCUCUGUGCUAAAUGCUGGGGUUACAAAGAAGGGCAAAAGAUGGCUUUGCCCUUAAGGAGUUCCCAGUCAAAUAAGGGAGAUAACAAUCAAUCAAUCAACAUUUUUUUAAGCACUCACUAUGUGCCAGUGCUAACAAGCAGAUGUAUAGAUAGAAACAAACUAUACACAGGAUUGAUAGGAAAUCAUUGAUAAGAAAAGGCACUAGGCUUAAGAGAGAUUGAAGAUGGACCCCCCAGGGAAGCCAAGAGGCAGAGAAGAGGAGGAAGAGUAUUCCUGGCUUGGGGAAGAGCCUGAGCUGAGUGAUGCAGUAUCUUGUUUAUGGAACCCAGGAGAUCAGUGUCCUGGCUCAAAAAUAGAUGAAGAGGUGUAAGAAGAGGGCCUAGGUUAGGGAGGACUGGGAAUGUCAGACAGCCUUUUGUAUUUGAUCCUGGAGGUUGCUGAGUGCCCACAGCCAGCCAGAGCCAGCCCCAGUGUCCGGGAAGGGAAGGGGCGGAUUCGAGAGGUGCGGGAGAAUGGCAAACACUUGGAUAUGGGGGGUGGUGAGCGACUGGGGGAGUGCAGGUUGGGCCUUAAGGACAAGUGGUCCUUGGGAGGCCGGCAUUACAAGAGCCUUCAGGUGGAUCUCUCUGCCUCUAGUCUCUCCUCCCUCCAACUUAUCCUCCACUCAGCCUCGGUGUUCUUAAAAGCCUGAUCAUGUCCUUCCCCUCUUAGAUAAGCUCUAAUGGCUCCCUGUUCCUCCAGGACCAACGAGAGAACCUUCUCUUCAGCUUUCUCAUCCCUUUCCACUUUCCUACUUUCCAGUCCAUUCAUGCUUUACUCCCUACCCAGGGACAUGGGUCUCUCUCCCAAUUGCCAACAUUUUCAUUGACUGGCUGUCUCUCAUGCCUGGAAUUCUCCCUCUUCAUCUCUACCUCCUGGCUUCCUCAAACCUCUAUUAAAGUCCUACCUUCUAGAAGCAGUCUUUCCCAGUCUUCUUCUCUUUGCGACUGCUUCUGGUUUAUUUGCACAUGUUGUUUGCAUGUUGUUUCCUCCAUUAGCAGCAUUAGUUUUGCCUUCUUUUGCAUCCUCAGUGACUAGCACAGUGCCAAAGUCCAUAGUAGGCACUUAAUUAUCCUUUUUGAUUUGAAUUGGCCCUUGAUUAAUCCCCUAACCUUGUGGGAUCCACACUUUACAAACUAGGAAACUAAGACCAUGUUUACAUUGGUCCCACUGAGAUCCAAGUGUGAGCCUGAAGUUUCCUUCCUCUGUAGUCAGGGAAAACUCCCCGGAAAAAACCAUAGAUGCUGGGGAUUCUCUAGUCUACCUCUAUCUUUUGACAGGAGGGGAUCCUGUGGCCUAGAGAGAGGAAAUCACUUGCUUAAGGUGACAAGGUACUAAGUUCCAGAAAAGUAAUUCAAACCCAUGUCCUGUGACUGCAAAUUCAGUUCUCUGCUUUACUAAGCCGGAAUCAGGCUGUCUGGGUUCAGUGCCUGCCACAUAGAUGUUAAAUAAAGGGUUAUUGAAUAAGAUGAGGAGGGAACCUCCUUAUUCCCAGUCUGCCUGUUUCUAAAUGUGUGUCCCCCAAAUCUCUUGACUGAGUAUCGGGAGAAAUCCCUUUGGCUGGGAGAAAAGACUACCAGAAGCCAUUAUUGUCAAUCAUGAAAUAGUAAUAUGGGAAGAGAAUUCAUAAAUAAUCUAGUCUACCCCAUACCCCAAAAGGCAUCCCCCCCACCCCCGUAACAGCCAUUUUAUCUUCCUGAAGACCUCCAGGCAGGAGAUGGGGAAUGGGGAGAGCAGUCCUUACCUCUGAGCAUUUCUAAUGCUCACAAAUGAGCAUUUCCUGGCUUCAAACUGUUUGAAGUUGUACUAGGAGAGAAAAAUUCCGACUAGAAUUUGACCUCAUGGGAGAAAAGAGCAAUAGGACAGAGACGGGGACUAUAAGAGUCCGUGCAGAGCAGGGAGCCCACUUCUAGGCUCAGGGGGUGAGGGAGGCACCUUUCUUGGUGUUCUGGAAGUUGGUAAUGACUUCCAGACCAA
This is a messenger RNA of Sarcophilus harrisii (Tasmanian devil), 3811 nucleotides long. RefSeq names its product fucosyltransferase 6 (gene FUT6). Bases 8 to 1096 code for a protein of 362 amino acids. NCBI's taxonomy places the organism in Eukaryota, Metazoa, Chordata, Mammalia, Dasyuromorphia, Dasyuridae. Gene Ontology annotation, cellular component: membrane. The record is from RefSeq and is a predicted model, not a curated record. Gene Ontology annotation, molecular function: alpha-(1->3)-fucosyltransferase activity. The transcript has a single exon.